Molecule: messenger RNA, 3384 nt
Organism: Geodia barretti
Lineage: Eukaryota; Metazoa; Porifera; Demospongiae; Tetractinellida; Geodiidae
Source: the annotation of a GenBank genome assembly
UAAAGAAGAAGGGCAGUUUUCAAGUUCACACGAUGGACAAAAAAAAUCAGAAAAGGGCAAAAGAAGAAAGAAAUCAACAAAGAAAGCUUCCCCACAACAUUACACUCAGCUAAGUGAAGAAGAAGAGCAGGAUUCAAGUGAAGGUGGUGGACAACAAACAUCACAAAGGGAAAAAAGAGGGAAAAGAAAAUUAACAAAGAAAGCUUAUCAUACACAACACAGUGAAGAAGAAGGGCAGUCUCCAGGUGAAGAAUCCGAAGGCGAUGAACAACCAACAAAAAGGAGCAAAAGAAAAAGGAAAUCAACAAAGAAAGCUUCCCCACAUUACACUCAAUUUAGUGAAGAAGGAGGACAGUUUUCAAAUGAAAGUGAUGAACAACAAACAUCAGAAAGGGAAAAAAGGAAAAGGAGAUCAACAAAGAAAGCUUCCACAGAGUGUCACACUCAACUAAGUGAAGAAGAAGAGCAGUUUUCAAGUGGAAAAUCACCAGAAAGGGGCAAAAGGAAAACAAAAAAAGAUUCCCCACAACAUUUACACCCAGCUAACUGAAGAAGAAUGGCAGGAUUCGGGUAAAGGAAGUGCGAAAGAGAGGCGCAAAAGAAAAAGAUACAAAAAGCACAAGCAAGAAGUAACGACAGAAGGCUUCUCCACAAAAAAGCAACACAUAGUGCAACAAAAGAGGUUAAAAGAUAAGCAAAAAGCAAAGGUAGGUAAGAAAGGGUUAAAGGGGAGUGGAUGUUCACAAAGUCAAGAAACAAGUGAUACCAUGGAGGAAAACUCUGAUAGUCAAGAUAGUGAAAAAGUCGCAAUGAAACACACAAGUUAUGUAAAGCAAAGAUCACCGAUAAGAGAGGGUGUAGUGAGUCCUUUGCAGAAAGUAACGAAGAAGGAAUUGUAAGUGGUGAGUUAAUGCAAAAGAAAGGGUUGCACAGAACAGAAGUGUUACGAAAAGAACGUAAAGGAGUUAAAGGUACCAAAGAGCAGUAUUCUAGUGAUAGUGACGAUCACUCUUCUGAGCAAACUGAAACAGAAUCAAAAGAAGACGAUACUUCUGAAAGUGAAGAAGAUAAUAGUGUAGCAGAAUCUCCCAAAUCAAAAGGAAAGACGAUACAAAAGCCAGAAAUAAGGCACUCAGAAAUAACAAAACAAAAAAUCUGCGAAGGAAGUAACCUGAAACCUGAAUCUGAUAGCAAAUUUGCAGAGAAAGUAGGUCAAAAAAGAAAGCGGUUUCAACAAAAAAUCUGCAAAGGAAGUAAACCUGAAUCUGAUAGCAAGUUUGCAAAAGUAGGUAAAAAAAGAAAGCGGUUUCAAACACGAGUGAAAUUGCCACAAACAAAAAUAGAAAGACCUACCCAAAGUGAGGCAAGGGGAAUAAUGGCAAUGGGUUCUCAUCAAAGUUCAACAGUAGAACAUGGGUCUGAUAUAAGCAGUAUGGAGCAAGAUACUCCUGUUAUGACCUAUAAGAGAGCUAGAGAACCUAGUGACGCCACUGCCCCUACAUCAUUCCCCAAUUUACCGGUGAGUCGGAAGAAAUCGUGGAAAAGAAAGAGAAGGAGGAGAGAGAGACUGGAGAGCACUUCUAGUUCCUCAGAUACUGACGACUCUUCGCCAGAGAGUGAUAUGAUGAGAAAAAUCUCUGAAUCGGAGACUAAAAAACUCAGAAAAGUGUUCAGAUGUUUCUUUGGCAAACUCUGCCAUGAAAUCAAAGAUCCAGUUAAAAUGGCAGCUGAGCUACAGGCCAAACGUCUGCUAUCACAAUCUACAAUGGAAGAAAUCUUAACAACUCCCGAUUCUCGGCAAGAAAAGGUAAUAAUAUUGGUUAGAUCUCUCCAAAGGAGGAUAAAGUCACGUCCCGACAGGAUCUUUGGAAUCGUCAAAUUUUUUAUGCGCAUUGAAGCCAUAGGCAAAGAAAUGUGGUUGGAAACUGGAAAAGUGUGCCCUGAGAGAGCAGCCUUCGUAUUUGGCACUGCACUACCUCCUACUGAGAGAGAACCGACUGUGGAAUCACUGGAAGGGAUAAAAGGAGAGGCAGUGCAGGGGACUCUAGGGAAAACCCACCUACCACAACCUUCGGUGGCCAUUGGUGUCGGUGAUAAUGUAGCAUUACCCACAGUAAGUCAGUCUCUGCCACAGUCUGGUAUAAGUCAAGCGUUGACAAAGUAUAAGCAGUACUUGCAGUCUUGUUACAAUGCUAGAGUCCUAGCUCCAGCAGACAAGUACCUUCCUACCCUAGAUGCCCCGUACAUUAAUCUUGCCAUGAUUAGAAGGGAGCACUGCAAUCCCAAGCAAAGAGAUGAGUUCACUAGACAAACACUGCAUGGAGGAGUAGACGAAAUUCUUCAGAGUAAGACACCCAUUAACAUUGAAGACCUGUUGACUCCAGAUGACAGUGGUAAUCCAGUCAGGUUCAUUCUGGUAGAAGGUCCUCCGGGAAUUGGUAAGAGUACAUUUGCCUGGGAGGCAUGUAGGAGAUGGGAUGAGAUAGAAAGCCUCCGAAACUACCACGUUGUGGUGCUGCUCAAGUUGAGGGAAAAGUGGGUCCUAAAUGCAGCAUCACUCUCAGAUCUUAUAAGGUAUCCAUCUCACCCUGACUUCAGUAAUAGUAUUGCUGAAGAACUGGUUAAAUUACAAGGGGAAAAGCUGCUAUUUGUUUUAGAUGGUUUUGACGAAGUUUCUCACAGUUUCCAUGAGAACUCUGUCAUAAAAAGCAUUCUAUGCAGGCAACUCUUGCCAGAAUGUACCAUCAUUCUCACUACUAGACCAUCUGCUAAGUCCAUACUAGAAAGUAUCUGCCAGCCUCGAGUUGAUAAACAUGUAGAAAUAAUAGGGUUCACAGAGGAAGAGAGAGUGAGGUAUAUCACUGAGGUCUUUAGCAAUGAACCAGAGCUUCAGGUGAAUUUCUUGAAGUACAUGUUUCAUGUCCCUCACGUAAAGUCAAUGAUGUACAUUCCACUCAACUGUGCCAUUAUAGCACAAGUCUAUUACGAGUCUCAGAGUAGCCGCCACCUCGCUAUACCAAAAACCAGAACACAGCUGUACAAGGCACUCACUCAUUCUCUUCUUGUUAGACACAUGAAAAUGAAGGAAAGCAAUUUUGAGUGUACGUCUAUGCUUCCUGAAGGGCUUAAUAUUGAAGAUAAGGAUAUGUUUAUGACUUUGGCAAAGUUUUGCUUUUGAUAGCUAUCAUUCCAGAUCAAGGAAGGUUACAUUUUUUAAAGAGGAUAUCCCCGAGGGAUUAGUUCAUUUUGGGUUCAUGAAUGAAUCAACUGAAAUGUACGCUGGCAAAGGAGUGGAGCAAACAUUCUCAUUUCUCCACCUCAGCCUGCAGGAGUACCUGGCAGCUUGGCACCUGGCUAGUAGCUACAGCAUUGAGUUUCAGGUGG